CAUACAUUGAAUACUAUAAUACUUGGCAACGCCGCUUUAUUGUUUUAUAAUAUAAAAGUUGGAGUGGAUAAACCGGCUUGUUUGGAAUAACAGAUUAGAUAAAAACCAACUUUGUAGUUCAAUCAGUUUCGUAACAGUUUUCUACACAUUUUUCCAUUCUAGUAAAAUGGCUUCACUCAUAUCAUUGGAAAAUGAUGUUUUGCGAUCCUAUUUAUUUUAUUCCACCAUUCUCAUUUUGAAAAUGAUGUUUAUGGCAUUUUUCACGGGUUCGAAGAGAUUUAAACACAAGGCAUUUGCCAAUCCAGAAGAUGCGCAGAAAUUAAAAUUGAAACCAAAAACUGAUGAAAAUGUUGAAAGAGUUCGAAGGGCCCAUUUAAACGACAUUGAAAAUAUACCGUUGUUCUUUGUAGCAGCAGUAAUUUACAUACUAACAAAUCCAACACCAUCGAUUGCCAAAAUGUUAUUCUUGGUUUAUACAGUUGCCAGAAUAGCGCACACGUUCGUUUAUGCAGUCGUUCCUAUCCCACAACCAGCAAGAGGAAUCAGUUGGUUUAUUGGAACUGCUAUUACUGGUUACAUGACCAUUACGAGUUUAUUACAUUUCAUGGUUUGAACUUAGUUGUAAAACGGACCUUUUUUAAUAAAAUUAGUUAAUGUUA
Molecule: messenger RNA, 659 nt
Organism: Diorhabda sublineata
Lineage: Eukaryota; Metazoa; Arthropoda; Insecta; Coleoptera; Chrysomelidae
Product: microsomal glutathione S-transferase 1-like
Exons: 3
Coding region: 167-613 (148 amino acids)
Cellular component (GO): membrane
Source: RefSeq, a predicted model, not a curated record